UUUCCCAGAAUGAAGCUGAGACAUCGCUGACCUUCAAUCAUAUCUUGCCACGAUUGUUUUCAAUUACGGAUGCAAUGGAUUUUAAAUCCACGAUAUCCGAAGCAUCGAUGUUAAAUCAGAACUAAGCAGUAUAGUAGAAUUUGAGUUUAUUUAAGACGACGUUUAUCACAGAGUAAAAAAUUGUGAACAUAAAAUUUACCACUCCCACCGAUGCUGGCAUCAAAAAUAGAGCUUCCCAUUUGAAUACUCAAAGUUUAAGUCAGAAUGGAAACCUUGGAAAUGAGGUUCAAGCUCAAAUCAAAGGUCACCAUUGAAUCCUUUGUCAAAAGUUAGCCAAGAUUUGGACUUGGUAAUUUUUUUUUCGCUGAACUCCGCAAGAAUUCUAGGGGCUUCCAUACUUCUACCUCACUCUAUUUAAUUGGGAUAUAGUAAAACGUUAUGUAACAGUAUAAAGUGAAUUUUGCUAGACGCGGAACGAUCCUAUGCAUAUACGGUAUGUGACGCUGUAACUUAUUUCUCAAGGACCAAUCACUUUAGAUAUUAUGUGCAUCUUCAGUAUUUCAAUAAACUGGAGACUUUUUUUCCAUUUGGCUGGCGGGACUAAUCGAAAAAAAAUUAUAUUACACCUAUGAAUAUCAUUUUCGUUAAUUAAGCUGACAGCCAGCAUACAUUAUAGACGAUAAUCAUACAUUGAAUACAAUUUUGAAACAAAAUGAUACUUGAGUGCCAGACGUAUAAAAAAGUUUUACUGCUUAUAAACGUUGCAGGAAAAAAAUCAACUGUCCAAUUGAUUAACAACCAAUCGAAAAAUUUUGCUAAUCCGAGAACGCAUGAAACAACAUGCUUUAAUUACCUUGUAUACUGUACUGAUGUCAGAUUUUCACUCGGUUUUUUUUUUUUUUUUAUAUACUGUUUUUAUUUUCGUUCACCUAUUUUCUUUUCUCAAGCUAACAGAAAAGAGGAAAAGAGACUAAAAUCAUUGGAAUCUGGUUAACCAUUUUCGAGAUAUCGUAAUUGUUAUUUCUUUCUGUCGUUUUAAAUUUUGUCAGCUCCAAGUGGAAAAAAGCCGCGCCAGUUGAAACCUAAAUUAUUCAAAUCCGUGAACCGAUAUCGAACAUAUAUUAUCAUUUUUAUUUAUUCUCAUAUGCAUUUAUUCCAAUAAGUUAAAAAUUACUGAACUGGUCGGACGAAACAUCUUAUUGGUAUUAAGUGACGCAAAACCCCAUCGAUCGGGGCCAGGAUCGUUAGAAUCCCGAGAUAUCGCCGGCCUAAAUAAUUGCAGAGUUAUAAUAAAAAAUAAAAGAGGUUCAACAAUACGUAGCAGCGGAUAAAUAUACGUUCCGUACAGAAUAUUUCAUCUUAUAAAUAAUUUGUCACGUCUCGCACGUAAGUUUGCACAUUUCUAAUUCUUCUCGCAUUCAUUCGAAAUACGCGUUCACUUAGCGGGUGACUUGAAAUCGCUUUACAAGUUUGUAUCAAAAUCUUUAAUACCGAUCGAUUACGGCUACGGUUACGAUUACGUCAGGCGGGUGUAUUCCACUUUGACAAAAAUAGCUGACUCGUUAUUUCCAUUAAACCCCUGACGGACAUUUAAUACAAACCACAAUUUAAAGCCCGAUAUACAAUGGGCCGUGUACUCGUACGCAUUACACUGUACAAGAUACGUGUUUACAGCGAUGAGCGUAACCAUGACACGUUCAUUCUUUCGAUAUUUAUUGUAUACAGGUUCCAUUGUUAUAAACCACGGUUUCAUCAAUGCUUCACGGAACAUUUUUCUAACAAGAACGCUCUGAUGCUUCUGGACAGUCAUUGUUCCUUGAAAUUUAUAAACUGUGAAUGUACCUAAAAAAUGUUGAAUAAAUUUUUCCAUAACACACAGUCACGUGGCGAGGAGAAAUGGAAAACUGGCGUGACUGGUUCCUGGAGCAGAAUGCGGUCCAGCCAUCGAUGAUAAUAGCCUUUUGGGAUUUUUGGCAUCCUUCCGAAAACUGGACAUCGAAUACGCCGAGGAAGCAACUGGAAUGGCUUAUUCUGGGCAGCAAGAUGAGCCUGGAAAGGGCAAAGCAGAAACUGGACAUGUAUUACACGAUCCGACGCCUGGUGCCGGAGCUAUUCAUGAACAGAGAUCCACGAGAUUCUGGUCUAACCGACUUGCACGAUGUAACAAGGAAAUUAUCGCUUGUUGCAGGCGGUACGUGAUUCUCCCGAAACUGACCCCUGAGAACUGCAGAACUUGCAUUCUUCAACCCACCGUUAAUGAUGUUAAUAAAUUUGAUCCCUGGCUGCUUCACAAAUACAUGUUCAUGGUCGGCGAUAUCCGGAUGGUUGAAGACCGCAGUGUCGGUGACAUAUUCGUCUACGAUCUUGCGAUGAUAAGUCUGGGUCACGUCAUGAAGCUCACCCCCACCCUUCUCAAAAAGUGUGAAGUAGCAGCUUCGGAAGCCUACGCGACAAGGAUAAGAGGCAUUCACUUCAUCAACGCUCCCCCUUUCGUCGAUCGCAUUGUGACCAUGGUCAAGUCCGUGCUGAAACCUAAGCUCGCUGCUAGGAUGCACGUUCACGCUGUUGGCGAUUUGGAAUCAUUCCAUCGGUUGGUACCUAAAUCAAUACUACCCAAGGAUUACGGUGGAAGCUACUCAACUAUGAAAGAGAUAUCUGAUUUGUUGCGUAAGAAAGUGGACGAUUGGCGGGACUGGUUUUUGGAGCAAGAAAAGGUUUUCGCGGACGAACGACUGCGCCCUGGUCCAGCUUUCGACGAGAACGACCUCUUCGGGUUUUCCGGAUCAUUUAGGAAGUUGGCUGUUGAUUAGUUGAACCAUCGAUCUCGAGAACAUCCGGCGGGAAAAAUACCGAGAUACACGUUGUUAGUGGAAAUUGUUGAUACAUGAAGAAACUGUGCCUCUUCUUUUGAAGUAGUUAAAGAUUACUAGUGGAAUUUUGGGAUGGACUAUGGCCACUUGUUAAAAUUGUAAGCACGCUGCGUCAAGCAAUGCAUUGCAGGGGAUCUGAACGUCAAUCUUGCGUCGGUUCAGAGUCCACGUUAACGUGGCUGUGGCGUGAAAGAGACGUUGUACCGCAGAAAUCGUACUUAAAUAUUCCACUUACAUGUUCAUUCCACUAGUAAGCAUGUAAGUGAUUCUGGCACAGCACAAAAUUCUCUCGAAUUUCCAUGGAAAUAGUCCUCUGCGUUUUCAUGUCCACGUGAAUCUGAUUUCGAAUUGGUUAACUUAAAAGACAUGUCAUUAUUAGCUGACUCGUGAAAUUUCUAAAAUAAUUUUUUGACAAAAAGCGUCGAGAUUCGAAGAAAAUUCAAUCUCACUUUCUUCGUAACCAAAGUAAUACAACGUGACUUGUGCUUAUCGUCUCAAAAUUCAUAUUGUGAUCAAAGAUAAUAUCAACUCUUUACUCUUCAUACUGGAAUAAGAUCGAUUGAUUUAUUGUUCAUCUGUCAAGCUUGCGAAAAGCACAUGGAGUGCGUCUCAUGGGUAGAGGAACAUACUUCCUCAUUGCUGUUCCCAUUUUGCAGUGGAUGGUUGUGUUGUAUAUUAAUGGCCAAAUCAGUUUUGACGCCCAAACUCGCUGCAAUAAUUUGUACUUAAUAGCCAUAAGUGAUAAGUUAAGCCUGUUAAGAUGUGGGGAUGAUAAAAUUUAGGUCAUGAAACCACGAAGCAAUUUUGGACGAAGGAGUAACUUUAAAACAGACCCGCUUUCUCACGAAUUUGCAUAUAAAUAUACCCUCACUGACUUGUCACACUUUCUUUUGUGAGUCACUAAUAAAUCGCGAUCAACGCAUAUUAAUUUAUCUUA
Molecule: messenger RNA, 3807 nt
Organism: Neodiprion virginianus
Lineage: Eukaryota; Metazoa; Arthropoda; Insecta; Hymenoptera; Diprionidae
Product: alpha-tocopherol transfer protein-like
Exons: 8
Coding region: 2022-2810 (262 amino acids)
Cellular component (GO): membrane
Molecular function (GO): phosphatidylinositol bisphosphate binding
Source: RefSeq, a predicted model, not a curated record